AUGCGCAUGAUCAUUGUGGGCGCAGGCAUAGCGGGACUUUCCCUUGCGAUCGCUCUCGCGCAGAAUAAUUACAAGGUGUUGGUCAUCGAGUCCGCCUCUCAGUUAGCCGAGAUAGGGGCGGGCGUCCAAAUGACCCCGCAAUCUGUCAAGUACUUCUUUCAAUGGGGACUUAAAGAAGACAUACUGGCGCAGUGCAUUGUGCCAGAAAAACUGAAUAUUAAGGAUAAGAAUGGAAGCGUGCUGGGGGCGAUGCAGAUAGAUGCGAUGGAGGACUUGUACGGUGCGCCGUAUAUCGUUAUUCACAGGGCUUCACUACAUGAUAUACUUCAUCGCCAUGCUAUCUACGCCGGUGCGGAACUCAUAUUGGAUAGCAAGGUCACCCGAUAUGACUUUGAGAAUGGUGCAGUCGAAGUCAAGGGUGGGAAACGACUCGAGGCGGAUCUUGUUAUUGCUGCAGAUGGCAUUAACUCGUUUGCUCGCUCCCAGCUUCUAAUGUCUUCAGAUCCGGGAUCUCAUCCUACCGGAUGGGCGGCUCUCAGAAUGAUGGCCGAGGUGUCCAAGAUCCAACAAAAUCCCGCAACAGCGGAUCUGGUCAACCUCAAGUCGUACAAUUCCAACUUCUGGAUAGCACCGGAUAGGUCUUGCAUGACAUACCUGAUCAAGGAUGCUUCGAUGCUCAACAUAGUCCUAUCCCACCGCGACGACACUGACAUGUCCAAAUUGAGCUAUGAAGAUCUUAAGAAAGUCGUAGAUGAUCUUUUUGGCGACUUUGAAGAGCCUGUUCAACAACUCCUCAACCUGUCACUUCCAAAGAUUGUAAAUUACCCAGUUUAUGCAGUCCCACCACUUCCCUAUUGGACACAUCCAUCGGGACGCUUCACACUGCUCGGUGAUGCUGCCCAUGCUAUGGCGUUCUAUAUGUCUAUGGGCGUGAGCCUCGCCGUUGAAGAUGCCGUUUCUCUAGCAACAGUCCUCAAUCUUGCAUGUCCCGAUCCCAGAACGGUGCCAGAAGCGAUUCGGCUUAAAGAUGCGCUGACCGUGUUUGAAGUGGUUCGAAAACGCAGAGCUGUGAAUGUGCAGAGAGCAAGUCUUCGCGCAGGUGAUUCGCUCCAUGUGCCUGACGGCAAGGAGCGAGAAGCUAUGUAUGAGCUGAUGCGGCAUACCAACGAGGACUUUUGUUUACUAAAAGAGCAGCUUGAUUCAACCGAUGACGAGCGCGAUGAGAUUGAUCGGGCGAUUGGUGGAUUCGGGAAUAAGCAAACUCGCGAUUGGUGUUAUGGUUACGAUGCCGUCAGAGACGUGACAGACGCAUACAAAGCGAAGCUAGAUUAG
Penicillium maclennaniae is the source of this 1332-nucleotide messenger RNA. Its product is annotated as FAD-dependent oxidoreductase. NCBI's taxonomy places the organism in Eukaryota, Fungi, Ascomycota, Eurotiomycetes, Eurotiales, Aspergillaceae. Gene Ontology annotation, biological process: secondary metabolite biosynthetic process. The record is from RefSeq and is a predicted model, not a curated record. Gene Ontology annotation, molecular function: FAD binding; monooxygenase activity. The transcript is spliced from 3 exons. Bases 1 to 1332 code for a protein of 443 amino acids.